Brienomyrus brachyistius is the source of this 3049-nucleotide messenger RNA. RefSeq names its product ring finger protein 114 (gene rnf114). Gene Ontology annotation, biological process: ubiquitin-dependent protein catabolic process; protein polyubiquitination. Bases 771 to 1415 code for a protein of 214 amino acids. The record is from RefSeq and is a predicted model, not a curated record. Gene Ontology annotation, molecular function: ubiquitin protein ligase activity. NCBI's taxonomy places the organism in Eukaryota, Metazoa, Chordata, Actinopteri, Osteoglossiformes, Mormyridae. The transcript has 5 exons.
ACGGGACAUUUUCUUCUGUUAAAUCACACGAACGCACGUCUGUAUGAGAACCGCAGGCAAGAGGAAAGGUAUUGCUCAGUUGUGUGUACACGGGCGGGUAGUUAGCUAAAUUAUUGCCAAUGAACAGGCCGGACAAUAUGUCAUCGUGUUUAUCUUGUAUUUAUACACUAGCCAAGGUAGGGCAUUAGAUGUGAAGGUGUACAAAGAUCGUUUUUAUGCACAAAAUGUACAACCCAGCUUACUUUCAGUUUUGUUUACGUCUAGCUACAGCCUAAUCGAAAUUAUGGGAAUUGUAGUUCAAAAAUGCAGUUUUCAAUAGUGUGAUGUUUGCUUUGGACUACAAAUUCCACAAUGCCCGGGUAGGGAAAGGAAACAGAAAUCUUAGAAACUAAAGCUUGAUCCGAUUGUGUUGAUGUGGUAGUUUUGUCACUUUAUCAGUAUGUGACAAGCAUUUUUUCCCGGAAGCCCCUCAUACGAACAGCUAGGAACAUUUGGCAAAUGUAUCAUUCCUCGUAAACGAUCACACCCAACGUAGUCAUUAAGAGACUUGAUCGUUUAGUUUUGACAGAAUUUAUAACCUCACAUUUAGUAUUAAAGAUCAGAGACGUAUAUAUAAAGAGACGUACUUUAUUUCUAGAAGAUACGUGGACAAUUCUAAAGUAAACCAAGGAGGGGAUUCAAUUGAUCAGAAGAAAGGGGAAUCCGAACACAGUUGCAUUUGUCAGGAAAUUUUACAUCCGUUAACAAGUUGCCACAGACUUUUGACCUUAAUGUUCUGUAACAGCUGCUUGCAGGAGUGCCUGCGGACCCACAAGCCUAUCUGUGCCGUGUGUCGGACCACACUGGACAAGUGGGCCAGAGACACGGCCAUAGAGACACUUAUCCAGAAGAACACGGGCCCAUGCAAAGGCUGCCAGACACAGGUGCGCCUAUCCCAAAUGCGGAGCCACACAGCCGUUUGCUCCAAAUACCAGGAGUACAUCGAUGAGGGGGUCAGGAGCACCACGCAGUCCCAGCCUGCCGUCAGGUGGGGCGCUGGCAGGUGGCCUCUCUCUUGUCUCCAGCCAUCAGCUGAUCCUCCGGUGCCUAAUCCCCCUCCAAUCCUCCUCCCUCCUCCCCAACGCAGCUCGGUUCCGAACCGCUUCACGUUCUCCUGUCCGUACUGCAACUUCCAGAACCUGGACCAGGAUGGCCUGGUGGAGCACUGCACGUCGCUGCACGCUAGGGAUACGCGCCACGUGGUGUGCCCCAUCUGUGCCUCGAUGCCUUGGGGAGACCCCAACUACCGCAGCGCCGACUUUUUCCAGCACCUGAAGAUCAGACACACGUUCUCCUACGACACAUUCGUGGACUACUCAGCUGACGAACACACCAUGAUCCAGGAGGCCCUGCAACGCUCCCUGAUGGACAAAUAAUGAGACCGACAGGGGUCGCUGCUGAGGCGCUGCUCGGCCGCCUCGUGGAAGCCUUAUAGUUAAUGGUGGCACCUCGGGCGCAAGCAGAGCGAUCUGGAAUAAUUCCAGUAGCGGUACUUUUUAAUAAUUCGUCCACAAUCGGUAAUACCUAUCAUUUAAUCUUCCGCCACUGUAAUGGGGGUGAGGUGAAUUUAUGGAGUACUGAAAUCAGAAGUGUUUGGUGUUAUGAGUGACAUCUGAUCUGUUAACCUUAUGCGUUUAUCAAUGUUUAUAAUUAAAUUUCGAAACAUGUCUUCCUGAAAUUAAGAUGGGUGGUGAGUAGUUAAACGGCAGCCUUUGAAGGUCAUGAAUAAUGCUAAUGUGCAUCGGGGUUACUCUGUGCAACUGAUUUUAAAAAUUUGGAGGAAAAUUCACUUCCAUAUUUUGUAAUAUUUUCUUUCUUUAAGUUGUUUACAUCACCCUAUGUCGGUAUGUAUCUGUAUACGAGAAAAUGCGUCACUCCUGCGUGCGUUGCUUUCGAUGAUAUUUGCUCUGAGCUUAGCUAGUUUCCUCAAGGGAAGGCGUCGGUUGUUAAUUCUGUAAGGUGUCACGCAUCGGUGUACGUAAAACUAAGCAUUGCCCUUUCUUCCUUUUUUGGUAUUUGUAAGGGUUGGUUUUUUUAUAAAAAAAAAAAAAAAGCGUCGUAAGUAGUAGAUCAUCUGAAAAACGAUAACCGAAGCAAGUACGGGGGAAGAAAGUUGUGAAUAGAAUGUUAGUCUAUAAUAUGACCAGAAGGGGGCAGUGUUUCCCUUUCUGUGUGAGCGCACGUCCCUCAUCUCCGGCAGCGCCGUUCUGUGCGCCCAUCAAUACUGCUUCGUGAUCACGUACAUUAACUCCAAACGAAGCUCUUAUACAUGCAGAAAACACUGCAUAGUGCAACACUGCAAGCGACGCUAAACCUUCAGUUAUUUACUAAUAUUCUUAUUUGAAUACAGCUCAAAAUAUUAAGCUCUGUUGUCACACUUAGGAGAUCCUUUCCUAAUCUGUUUUUCCAUUCGGUUUGACACCACGGAUAUGCCCGAUUUGAUAACGUGUGUUUGUUGUUUUGCCAUUUUUCCUCUCUCUUUGCCCAUGACAAUGAAUUCGUAAAGCUAACAUUUUAGGAAGCCUGACCUUGUGUUUAUUGGAGUAAAGUGUAUGACUGGUCCAAAUGUCAACUACUGAACGAAUAUCCCACUUUUCAGGAGAAAUAUAGACUGCGCAGUUUGGUAUCUUUUUUCGGGGGGGCUGUCUUCUUGUGAUCCUCGGUAAAUCUCCCCAAAAUCUGGAUGGUCAGGUGUCAAACGCGGUCAUUUUGAGAGGAACAUUUGGUUACUUCUGAUCAUUUGUGACAAUUCAAGAAUUCCUUCCCCUAAAUGCAAAAAAAAAAAACAAUAAUAAAAAUUGUACUCCUGUGAAACGUAAUUGUUCAUGAAAGGAGAAUUAGGAUUUUUCCUAUUUUAUUUAUUUGUGUUUGUUUGUGUUGGUCAAUAUUUCGCCCAGAGCCAAGUUUUCGAAGAUUUAAAAUGUAUCUUCAUUUAUAAUGGAGCUGAUGAGAUGUCGGAUCUUUUGGAUGUGACCCUUUGCUUUUCACAAAAUAUAUGAACUAAAACACA